AUGACGUCUAUAUCAGUGAACCAGUUCGGUUUCAUGCCGGGCCGCUCCACUACAGAAGCUAUCCACCUUGUCAGGAGAUUGGUGGAACACUUCAGGGAUAACAAGAAGGACCUGCACAUGGUGUUUAUCGACUUGGAGAAGGCGUACGACAAGGUCCCAAGGGAGGUGCUAUGGAGGUGUCUGGAGGCGAAGAGCGUGCCGGAAGCCUACAUCAGAGUGAUCAAGGACAUGUACGAUGGAGCUAAGACUAGGGUUAAGACGGUGGGUGGCGACUCAGACCAUUUCCCGGUGGUUAUGGGGCUUCAUCAAGGAUCUGCACUUAGCCCUCUUAUUUGCUUUGUCCUGAUAGACGAGACGAGGGUCGGUGUUAACGAGAGGUUGGAGGUCUGGAGACAGACUCUCGAGUCCAAGGGUUUCAAACUAAGCAGGGCUAAGACAGAGUUCCUGGAGUGCAAGUUUAGCGCCGAGCCGAGCGAAGUAGGCAGGGACGUCAAGCUUGGAUCUCAGAGAAUGAAGGUUGCGGAGAUGAGGAUGCUCGGGUGGAUGUGCGGGCUCACCAGGUUAGAUAAGAUUAGGAAUGAAGUUAUUCGGGAGAAGGUGGGGGUGGCCCUAGUAGAUGAGAAGAUGCGGGAAGCGAGGCUCAGGUGGUACGGGAAUGUGCGGAGGAGAAGCCCCGAUGCCCCGGUGAGGAGUUGUGAGCGGCUGGCGGUGGUUGGCGCGAGCCGAGGCAGAGGGAGGCCCAAGAGAGUUUCUACUUCAAUGAGAUUACAAUAUGCUAAUCUCUCUACAAGAACAGAACCAAACCUAUAUCUCUUCUCCAUCCAACCACCUGCACCUUAUGUUUUGAAGAGGGUUGCUGCAGCUAAACAAAGAUUCCAGAACAUACAGAACUAG
Nicotiana attenuata is the source of this 894-nucleotide messenger RNA. RefSeq lists its product as uncharacterized. The coding region runs from base 1 to 894 and encodes 297 amino acids. The transcript has 4 exons. The record is from RefSeq and is a predicted model, not a curated record. NCBI's taxonomy places the organism in Eukaryota, Viridiplantae, Streptophyta, Magnoliopsida, Solanales, Solanaceae.